Molecule: messenger RNA, 1917 nt
Organism: Tigriopus californicus
Lineage: Eukaryota; Metazoa; Arthropoda; Copepoda; Harpacticoida; Harpacticidae
Exons: 4
Coding region: 262-1623 (453 amino acids)
Source: RefSeq, a predicted model, not a curated record
CACUUCUGCGAAUGCGUACGAAAGGGCACAGAAAACGUUCAUAGACACUUUUCAUGAAUGGCCAAGUGCAUCUAGUGGGUUCAAUCUGCGUACACCCGCCUUUCAGCUGAAAAAGACGAAUGUGUACUGUAUGAUGGCGAGUGCAACCUGUACAAUCAUCCCAAGUGAUUGAACGAGCCGAGUUGACAAAUUUUAAAUUGGCUUAAAAUUCAGCUAUCCCUUGGCCCUAAGUCCAUUGUGUGGAAUUCUAUAGUGAACAUCAUGAGAGGAUUGGCCGAUAUUCUUCGUCUUGAGGACUUAAGUGAGGCCAAUUGGGAGCGGAUUUUCCAGAGUUAUUUCAAAACAAAGAACGUGAAGAUCUUGGAUAUUGGUGGCCAAACCAAACUGGAUGGAAUCAAUGAGCAAUACAAUUCGGAUAUCAAAAAGAUAUCUUUGAAAUUAAGUGUUAAUGGAGAAGACAAAGAAGUACACACGUUCAUCAAAGUUCCUAUGGAUAGUAUCUUACACGAUACAAACGGCAAACUUGUCAUGACCUUUGCCAAAGAAAUAUUCUGGUACAAGGAGGGAUCCGUAAUCCUAGGUUCCAAAUAUCCAGAGCUGAAAGGAAUAUCCCCCACGCUGUUUCAUGGAGCUUCCACCUUUCAAGAUGAUUUCGUGUCCCCAGGUUGUUGUCGAAAGCAUUGUUGCUUCUUUGCUUGGUGUCUUUGCACCAAGAAAGAGCAAGGCAUCAUGAUCAUGGAGGAUUUGACUAAACUUCCUCAACCUUACCAAAUGCACAAUAAGAUAAAAAUUCUGCCUCUGGAGCACACCAAACUGGUUGUGGAUAAAGUGGCUCAUUUCCAUGGCGCUUGGUGGCUUCUGCUCAAUGAUAAAGAAAUCCCUUCGGACUUUCCCCUUAACCAAGCUAAAAUCAAGGAUAUUUAUGCCAUGAAAACUCCUCUCGGUUUUGAGGCGAUGAUUCGCAAAAUGUUCCAAUCUAGUUUUAAGCAUUUUGGAAACAUGCGAAUUGCCCGAGGCGAUGACCAAGUCAAAAUCGAUGUCAUGCUCAAAAGCGUUAAGAAUAUGGCAAAGGCGGUCUCUUCGGAAUUCCUCGGGAAAAACGAUAACUCUGUGUUCCGGACAUUGCUUCACGGCGAUUUGUGGAAUAACAACAUUUUGUUCCAAUUAAAUUCAGAUGGAAGCCCAAAAGAUGUCAAAUUCAUCGACUAUCAAGUCUCCAACAUUGGUCAUCCCGCGGUGGAUUUGUGUUAUUUGCUGUAUAGUUGCACGGAUCGUCAAUUUAGGGACCAGCACUUAACACAACUGCUGAGGUCCUAUUUCACCAUAUUUUCCUCUUAUUUAUCGCCUCACAUACCUGACAUCAGUUUUGAGCAAUUUUACCAAGAAUUUCAAGAUCGACGAGCCAUCGGAUUGGUGGGAGGUGUGUUGGUGAUGCCCAACUCUUUAAGUCCUGAUCAAGUGACCAUUAGCGGAUUGAAUUGGCAGAGCAAACUUGAAGAGCAUCGACAAAAGUUAUUUUUGUCGGAGACUUCUCAUCCCUCCGUGAAGGAACUCCGUCGACGAGUCUUUGACAUGAUUGAUGAGUUCGAGGAACUCGGGAUAUUUGAAAAGUACAUCAAAUAGCUUGCCUUUUUACGUAAAUUGAUAUGAAAAGAAACCGUGAACUACGAAUAUAUCAAAUUCUUGCAUUGCUGAUUUGGACUCGGAGAAGCACUGCAAAUCAUAAUCGCCUGCCUCGUAUAUAUAUACUAUCUAUGAUACUGUAGCUAAGCAGCAUCAGACUUGAACAAUUUUUUGAUCAAAAUUCCUGAUCAACCUUUCAUUCAAGGGUUAGGCAGAUCCGUCUACUCUAAUUUAUUAAUGGAUCAAAUGUUGCAUGAGUAAAAGCAAAGAAAUAAAUUAAUUUUUCGUCUUCAA